ACUGUAACUGACUCAAACCGGAUACAUGAUCAUGUGACUUGUUGUGAUAUUUCAGACAUCAACUGCUUGCUGUAAGGAUGGCGUUGGUAAUAUGUGUGGCGGUUGUUCUCUUCUCAUCUGUGUCCGGUCAUGACUGGCUUACAAGGAGAGACACUUACGAAGAACCAGGAUUUGAUUGCUUUGAAACCCCAUGUGAGCUCAUAUACGAACCAGUCUUUCGGAUCAUGGCACGGCCAACGUUCAGUAAUCUUAUCGAAGAUGGCAGACUGACCCUCAGCUGCAGUCGAGAGACACUGACCCUUGCAAAUGAAUGCAAACACCCUUCGUCGGGAUGUAUGCCCUAUGUCGAAAUGGAGGACCUUUUCAUUGCCUUCGAUACCUUCUGUAGACACAAAACAGAAAUCCUGGACGAUGAGGCAUGUUGGACCCAUGGGCUGAUGCCGCUGGCUGUUGUUUCGUGCCAUGAUGCAAACAGUAUCGCCUUUGCCAACUGUGUGCAAGCAAGAGUGACCAAUAUCACAGAGUGCUCUUCCGGUCGUACUGGCGCCAUCUUACGGCAGCUGGUGUUGGACGUGCGUGCUUAGACGACGCCAUGCCUCCAUGCAGACAGUGAGGAAACUGAACCAAUACUCCAUGUAAUGUUUUUUUUGGAAUAUAUUAGUCUAUCAAUCA
This is a messenger RNA of Haliotis rubra (blacklip abalone), 672 nucleotides long. RefSeq lists its product as uncharacterized. The record is from RefSeq and is a predicted model, not a curated record. The transcript is spliced from 5 exons. The coding region runs from base 78 to 584 and encodes 168 amino acids. NCBI's taxonomy places the organism in Eukaryota, Metazoa, Mollusca, Gastropoda, Lepetellida, Haliotidae.